GCGGCUGCGCAGAAGCGGGGAGGCUUUUAAUUCCAUUGUGGAGAGGACGGCGUUAUUUUUAUUAACUGGAGGCGACGGCGGCUGCGGCGGCGGCGGAACCCCCAGGCCUCCUCCGGGGUAUGAAAAUCGGCAGCGGGUUCCUCAGCGGCGGCGGCGGUCCCGGCAGUAGCGGUGGUAGCGGCUCCGGCGGCGGCUCCGGCGGCGGCGGCGGCGGCGGCAGCGGCAGGAGAGCAGAGAUGGAGCACACCUUUCCCCAGGGUAUGGUUAUGUUCAACCACCGGCUCCCCCCGGUCACCAGCUUCACCCGGCCGGCGGGGACGGCCGCCCCUCCCCCGCAGUGCGUGUUAUCCUCCUCUACCUCCGCAGCCCCGGCCGCAGAGCCCCCCCCUCCGCCAGCCCCGGACAUGACUUUCAAGAAGGAGCCGGCGGCGUCAGCCGCGGCCUUCCCUUCGCAGAGGACCUCCUGGGGAUUCUUGCAGUCCUUGGUGAGCAUCAAACAGGAGAAACCUGCGGAUCCCGAGGAGCAGCAGUCCCACCACCACCAUCACCACCACCACUAUGGGGGGCUGUUCGCUGGGGCCGAAGAGAGAUCACCAGGCCUAGGAGGCGGGGAAGGGGGGAGCCACGGCGUCAUCCAAGACCUCAGUAUUCUCCACCAGCAUGUCCAGCAGCAACCAGCCCAGCACCACCGCGAUGUAUUAUUGAGCAGCAGCAGCAGCAGCAGGACUGAUGACCAUGGCAACGAGGAGCCAAAGCAGGACACUAACGUCAAAAAGGCAAAGAGGCCAAAGCCAGAAUCUCAGGGAAUCAAAGCCAAGAGGAAGCCAAGUGCAUCUUCCAAACCUUUGGUUGGAGAUGGAGAAGGUGCCGUCCUCUCCCCAAGUCAGAAACCUCAUAUCUGUGACCACUGUAGUGCUGCUUUUAGGAGUUCCUACCACCUGCGGAGACAUGUCCUCAUCCACACAGGAGAAAGACCUUUCCAGUGCAGCCAGUGUAGUAUGGGUUUCAUUCAGAAAUACCUACUGCAGAGACACGAGAAAAUUCACAGUAGAGAGAAGCCCUUUGGAUGUGAUCAGUGCAGCAUGAAGUUUAUUCAGAAGUACCAUAUGGAGAGACACAAGAGGACACAUAGUGGAGAAAAGCCAUAUAAGUGUGACACUUGCCAACAGUAUUUUUCAAGGACUGACAGAUUGUUGAAGCACAGGCGCACGUGUGGUGAAGCCAUAGCAAAAGGAGCCGCUAGUGCAGAUCCUGGGUCAUCGAACCAUAAUAGUAUGGGUAAUCUGGCUGUGUUGUCUCAGGGAAAUACCAGUUCUUCAAGGAGAAAAUCCAAGUCCAAAAGCAUAGCUAUUGAAAAUAAGGAACACAAGACUGGCAAAGCAAAUGAAUCACAAAUGUCAAACAAUAUAAACAUGCAGAGUUACUCAGUAGAAAUGCCUACUGUGUCUACCAGUGGAGGCAUAAUUGGCACUGGGAUAGAUGAACUGCAGAAGAGGGUGCCAAAAUUGAUCUUUAAGAAAGGCAGCAGAAAGAGUACCGACAAAAGCUACCUUAAUUUUGUGUCACCGUUACCAGAUGUAGUUGGACAGAAAUCCUUGUCUGGUAAACCAGGUGGCUCACUUGGCAUAGUGUCGAAUAAUAGUGUGGAGACCAUUGGUCUCCUCCAAAGUACAAGUGGCAAACAAGGUCAGAUAAGUAGUAAUUAUGACGAUGCCAUGCAGUUUUCAAAGAAGAGAAGAUACUUACCAACUGCCAGCAGCAACAGUGCCUUUUCUAUAAACGUAGGCCACAUGGUCUCCCAACAGUCAGUCAUUCAGUCUGCAGGUGUCAGUGUUCUGGACAGUGAGGCACCCUUGUCACUUAUUGACUCCUCAGCUCUAAAUGCUGAAAUCAAGUCUUGUCACGACAAGUCUGGAAUUCCUGACGAGGUUUUACAAAGUAUUUUGGAUCAGUACUCCAGCAAAUCAGAAACGCAGAAGGAGGACCCUUUCAAUUUAACAGAACCACGAGUGGAUUUACACACCUCAGAACACUCAGAAUUGGUUCAAGAAGAAAAUUUGAGCCCAGGCACCCAAACACCUUCAAAUGAUAAAACAAGCAUGUUACAAGAAUACUCCAAAUACCUCCAGCAGGCUUUUGAAAAAUCGACUAAUGCAGGCUUCACUCUUGGACACGGUUUCCAGUUUGUCAGUCUGUCUUCACCUCUCCACAACCACACACUGUUUCCAGAAAAACAGAUAUACACUACAUCUCCUUUGGAGUGUGGGUUUGGCCAGUCUGUUACCUCAGUGUUGCCAUCUUCAUUGCCAAAGCCUCCUUUUGGGAUGUUGUUUGGAUCUCAACCAGGUCUUUAUUUAUCUGCUUUGGAUGCUACACAUCAGCAGUUGACACCUUCCCAGGAGCUGGAUGAUCUGAUAGAUUCUCAGAAGAACUUAGAGACAUCAUCAGCCUUCCAGUCCACAUCUCAGAAAUUGACUAGCCAGAAGGAACAACAGAAAAAUUUAGAGUCCUCAACAAGCUUUCAGAUUCCAUCUCAGGAGUUAGCUAGCCAGAUCGAUCCUCAGAAAGACAUAGAGCCUAGAACAACGUACCAGAUUGAGAACUUUGCACAAGCAUUUGGUUCUCAGUUUAAGUCGGGCAGCAGGGUGCCAAUGACCUUUAUCUCUAACUCUAAUGGAGAAGUGGACCAUAGAGUAAGGACUUCAGUGUCAGAUUUCUCAGGGUAUACAAACAUGAUGUCUGAUGUAAGUGAGCCAUGUAGUACAAGAGUAAAGACACCCACCAGCCAGAGUUACAGGUAAGGUCUCAAGAGUGACCAGGCUGGGAGUCUUCUAAUGUAAUUUUGUUUUAUUUUGAGAACACUGCCAUUGGAAUGUUUCUACACGAUCCUAUUAAGAAUAAUGUAAUGCCCUUUCAAUGCAACUUUUCAUAUUUAGUUUAUUUUGUUAGUGUGAUUUUAGCUGUUUGUAUUAUGAUUUUUAAUCAAAAUCAAUAGAUUAAAAAUAGUUUGACAUUCAAAGUGACAAUGUUUAGCAAUCAAAUUUACUUGUAUAGAUUGUCAGGGAAUAGCCCAAAAGUUUUAAAUGCAAAAAAAACAAAAAAACAAAAACUACAGAAAAAAAAAAAGAAAAGAAAAAAGAAAAAAAAAAACUUUGUUGAUAGGAUUAAGGUUAUUCUAAUUGCUUUACUCUCAGGAAAGUGUAAUAACGCAUGGGAAUUCUGUACGUUAUCACCGUAAUGGAAUAUCCAAUUUACAAAUAGUAUGAUACACAUUUCAUUGUUUAAGUUAAGGGAUCUUAAACAUUUCAGAUUGCUCUUUCUGGGCUGAUAGAAUAUACAUUUCAUCAUUUAAGUAAGGGAUCGAAAACAUUUCAAAUGCUAUCUCUGUCUGGGCUGAUCCAAAAUUCUGAGAUUGUUGCCUACCUAUAUUUUGUUGCAGCUUUUAAAUAUUCUCCAAACUUCCAAACCCACAUUCAUUCCAGCUUGGUAGAACAAAUAUUCUUAGAUCUUUGAUCAAAGCCUGGAAUGAUAGCUUUAAUAAAAGAAAGAGGAAAAAAAAGCACCCUCUUUAUCCAACUGUAACAAGGCUGUAAUUCCAUUAAGUGAUUCUGUUAAUGUCUAGUACAGUGUUAAAACCCAAGUGGUUGGUUGGUUUCAGUAUUAGAAAGUAAGUUGGAUUUGCAUAAUACAUUGAAAUUUGGGGUAUGCAUUAUUCAUUAUACAUGGCCUAAAAACAUUUUCUCACUUGUGCUAUCACUUACCACCUUCACUUCUGGUUUUUUGGUACUUGUUCUUAACUUCCUCUUAAAGUUCUAGGCCUUCUUUCUUGUUCCUUCUCCCUGUCGUGAAGGUUUCAAUUUUAGAGUGACUUAUCAUCUAGUAAAUAAUUGAUUAUGCAUUUUGUAUGUCUUAUGGCAUCUAAAUACUAAACAGUAGGGUAAACAUCCCUGACAUCACCUUUUUUUUUUUUAAUUAAACAAACCCAGUACAGAUGUCCAUGUACAAGCUAUAGAUAUUAAAGGGUUGUAAUUCCACCUGGUAGCAUAGCUUGUGUAACGAUAAGAGUGUGUAUUUACUAAUGCCAUCAGAACUCUUGGUGAAAUUGCAGCCUUUAGUGUACAUUUCGAAGGGGUGUAUUAGUCAGUAUUGUACAGGGAUCUUGUCAUCAGAACUUGCUAUGAACGCUAAUUGCCAUUUGAAGCUACUGAUAGGCAGUGGCUCCGCUCUAAACCACUUUUUAGCAAUUGUAUUUUUUUCCUGAUUAUAUUUUUUAAUGUACUUUGAUGUUUAUGCUGAUGAGUUUUUUAUGUACUUUUGGUGAUGUUUCAGUCUUAUGAACUCUUCUGACGUCAGAAAAGUACCACUGGUUGUUUGCAGUCUUAUUGUGUAAUCAGCCUACCACAGGCUUCCAUGUAUAAUAAAGUAAUUAAUAUUGUGCAAGUGGAAAACACUUCUGUUAUAAAAGCAGUGUUUUGAAAAUAAGAAAUUAUUAAAAAAUGGUUACAAAAUACUAGUUAAUUCCCUUUUCCCACCUUCCUUUAGCUUUAGUUAGCUAAAGGGUACCAACUUGUCAUUGAAAGAUUCUUAGAAAGUGUGUUUAAUUCUACUACACUCAGUACUAAAAUGUCUGUAUGUCUUACUAAGUGCAGUAAGUUCUGUUGGGUACAGAGACAAGUGUGAUCAAAGGAUGGAGAGGACCUUUACCCCUGUAUCUCUUAAGCUGUAUGAUUUCUCUCUCUCUCUUGUUUUAUACAGGUUUUGAAUUUCUUUAACUUUUAUUGUGUGUACUGAAUACUACAUAUGUAUUAUUCCGAUUGUUUGCUCUAGUUUACUACCAAUAAAAGUCCUGUUAAUCACAAAAA
Peromyscus eremicus (cactus mouse) is the source of this 4862-nucleotide messenger RNA. RefSeq names its product zinc finger protein 281 (gene Znf281). The transcript has 2 exons. Lineage: Eukaryota; Metazoa; Chordata; Mammalia; Rodentia; Cricetidae. The record is from RefSeq and is a predicted model, not a curated record. Bases 120 to 2801 code for a protein of 893 amino acids.